AUGGAUAACAGUGAUGGUAAGAAGGAGGACCCGAGUGUUCAAAAGAAGGAAAUAUUGUCUAGUUUACAGAAAAUUUGUUUAGUGUGCGGUGAUAAGGCCCUAGGUUACAAUUUCAACGCGAUUUCGUGUGAGAGUUGCAAGGCGUUUUUCCGCCGUAACGCACUAACAAGCAAAGAGUUCAAAUGUCCCUUCACGAACAACUGCGUGAUUACUGUGGUCACAAGACGAUUCUGUCAGAAAUGUCGAUUAGAAAAAUGUUUGUCUAUUGGAAUGGAUAAACAGUUUAUAAUGUCUGAGGAUGAUAAAGCUGAAAAAAGGAGGAAAAUAGAAGAGAACAGAGCGAGGAAACGACAGUUAAGAGACUCGGAUGACGCUGUAUCCAGUUCGAAAAAUCCAAAACGUGAUGAUGAUUGUGAUACCUCUUACAAUAAUGUGCCAACACAUGAUUCUGGUGUCCAAUACGACAAUUUGAGCACAACAUGCAGCCCGAGUAGUACAACCGUACAGUCACCGUUGUCUAACAAUGACUUAGAUUCAUCAAUGCAGUCUCCCGGCUAUCAAUUCCCGCCAAAUGUACCUCCUGUACAUGAAACACAUACAAAUGAUACACAAUACUCCCCAAAUAACCCACAGUACCUUAAACUUUACCCGAUAGAUGAGAAGUCAGUGAUAAAUCGGGCAAUUUAUCAACAAAGAAUGAUCUCGUCGCUAGAACCGUACAAUGUGUACGAUAAUGUUGAUAGCAACAUGUAUACAGAUACUCCUAAGCAGAAUUCAAUAAGAUCGCUACUCACGAACGGUGACAACUCGGUCCUAAACAAAGAGCCAACGUCUCGGCCGCAGCACGUUUGCGAAGAGAUACCUUCCACCAGCAAUAACCCUGACGCUAACAAAGCAAGAGACAUACUGCUGGAUGUCGAAAGAAUAGAACCAAACUCAAUGGAGUCAAUAUUGUGUGAAGCUAUCAAGUUGGAGUUUGAAGCAUAUUCAUCUGUGAACGCAUGCAGUGGAUCAUCGAGGGAGUUAAAUGAGGUCGAGCGCGCCAAGUUGAACGAGUUGAUAGUGGCAAACAAAGCGCUGAACGCUCCCAUCGACGAUGAUGUUUCACAAUUAGUGGGGGACUCUGCCACGGUAGGUAUUAAGGAUGGGCAGAACAAGCACGACCCCCGGUUAAUAACGAUAGUGAAUCUAACAGCGGUGGCGAUACGGAGGUUCAUCAAAAUGGCGAAGAAGAUCAACGCGUUCAAGAACAUGUGCGAGGCAGAUCAGGUGGCGCUACUCAAAGGAGGCUGUAUAGAGAUGAUGGUGCUCAGGAGUACGAUGACGUAUGACGGACAACGAAACCAGUGGAAGAUCCCGCACUGCCAGGAGCAGUUAGCCAGCAUCCGCACGGACGUGCUGAAGCUGGCGAAGGGCAACAUCUACCGCACGCACGAGUCGUUCAUCCGCAGCUUCGACCCGCGCUGGCGCACGGACGAGCACGUCAUCUUCAUCAUGUCCGCCAUCUUGCUCUUCGCGCCCGACCGCGCGCGCGUCGUGCACAAGGACGUCAUCAAACUCGAGCAGAAUUCUUACUACUACUUACUAAGGCGGUACCUAGAAAGUGUAUACCCUGGCUGUGAGGCGAAAUCCACCUUCUUGAAGCUCAUCCAGAAGAUUCUAGAACUGCGAAAGUUAGCCGAGGAGGUAACAGGAGUAUACCUAGACGUAAACCCCAUAGAACCAUUGCUAAUGGAGAUAUUCGAUUUGAAACACCAUGCCGCAUGA
Arctia plantaginis is the source of this 1767-nucleotide messenger RNA. NCBI's taxonomy places the organism in Eukaryota, Metazoa, Arthropoda, Insecta, Lepidoptera, Erebidae. The record is from the annotation of a GenBank genome assembly.